Nicotiana tabacum (common tobacco) is the source of this 3128-nucleotide messenger RNA. RefSeq names its product phospholipase D delta-like. Lineage: Eukaryota; Viridiplantae; Streptophyta; Magnoliopsida; Solanales; Solanaceae. The record is from RefSeq and is a predicted model, not a curated record. Gene Ontology annotation, molecular function: calcium ion binding; D-type glycerophospholipase activity. Gene Ontology annotation, cellular component: plasma membrane. Gene Ontology annotation, biological process: phosphatidylcholine metabolic process; phospholipid catabolic process.
CGCAAGACCAACCCUCCGUGCAUGGCAGCUCGAUCGGAGACGUAAAAUCUCAGCAAACAGUCACUAUAUAUCACUUUACCAAACGUGCCAUUAUCCCAUACUUGUCCACAAAACCAAAUUCUAAGAAUAUCUCUUUCUUCUCCCCAUCUUUUCACUCCUACUAUACUAACAUGACCUUGAUCUUCAUGCUAUAAAUUGUAUUCUGCUAUCCCAACGGAUUAGCAAAUUCUAUUGCACAUAUAUAAUCUAGAGUAUAAUGUCCGAACCUAAAAAGCUCAUAUUACAUGGAGAUUUGGAACUCCACAUUAUCCAAGCCCGUCAUUUACCCAACAUGGACAUUACUUCUGCCCGUCUUCGCCGCUGCUUCACUCUCGGUGGCAUCUGCCGUAAACCACCUGAUUCCACCGUCGACGGCGGAGACGACGGCGACCGUACGUCACAACCGGAUAAGAAAAAUCAGCACCGGAAAAUCAUCACGAGUGACCCAUACGUCACCGUUUCAGCUCCACAAACCGCUCUAGCCCGUACUCGGAUCAUACCCAACUCUCAGUAUCCGGUUUGGGACGAGCAUUUUCGGAUCCCAUUGGCCCAUCCUAUGGCCUUCUUGGAGUUUCGGGUCAAGGAUGAUGACUUGUUCGGGGCCGAAAUUAUGGGUAAAGUUAAAAUUCCGGCGGAGAGUAUCGCCACCGGUGACGUCAUCUCCGGUUGGUUUCCCAUUAUUGGGCCUUCCGGUAAACCUCCAAAGCCCAAUUCAGCCCUUAAGGUCCAAAUGAAAUUUUUCCCUUAUGAUACAAACUCAUUAUACACACGCGGCAUUGCUUCUGAUCCUCAGCAUUUAGGUGUGAGAAAUACUUAUUUUCCAUUAAGAAAAGGAAGUUCAGUAAAACUAUACCAAGAUGCACACGUAAGCAAUAAUGUGAAGUUCCCAGAUAUUAAAUUGGAAAAAGGAACAAAUUUUGAGCACAACAAAUGUUGGGAAGAUAUAUGCUAUGCAAUUUCUGAGGCUCAUCACUUGAUUUACAUUGUUGGUUGGUCUGUUUAUCAUAAGAUUAAGUUAAUUAGAGAACCCACAAGGCCAUUGCCACGUGGCGGUGAUCUGACGCUUGGUGAAUUGCUUAAAUACAAGUCUCAAGAAGGUGUAAGAGUUCUGCUGUUAGUUUGGGAUGAUAAAACUUCGCACGAUAAGUUCUUUAUUAACACGGCAGGAGUAAUGGGAACUCACGAUGAGGAGACCAAGAAGUUCUUUAAGCAUUCCUCUGUGAUUUGUGUUCUGUCACCACGUUAUGCUAGUAGUAAGCUCAGCAUUAUGAAGCAACAGGUUGUUGGAACCAUGUUCACGCAUCACCAGAAGUGCAUUCUUGUAGAUACACAGGCUCCUGGCAAUAAUAGAAAAAUUACAGCCUUCUUAGGAGGUCUUGAUCUCUGUGAUGGUCGCUAUGAUACGCCUGAACAUCGCUUAUUCCGUGAUCUUGAUACUGUUUUCAAAGAUGAUUUUCAUCAGCCUCAAUUUCCUCCAGGGACCAAGGCCCCAAGGGAGCCAUGGCAUGAUUUGCACUGCAGAAUUGAUGGACCUGCUGCAUAUGAUGUGCUUAUAAACUUUGCUCAGCGAUGGAGGAGAGCAACAAAGUGGAGGGAAUUCGCUUUCUUUAAGAAAACGAUGUCCCGCUGGAAUGACGAUGCAAUGUUAAAGAUUGAGCGUAUCUCAUGGAUACUCAGCCCCGCUUUUGCUGUUUUCAAAGUAGGGACUGAGAUUCCAGCAGAUGAUCCAAAACUAUAUGUAGCUGGGGAAGAUCACCCCGAAAAUUGGCACGUGCAGAUCUUUCGUUCCAUUGAUUCAGGCUCAGUGCAAGGUUUUCCCAAGAGUAUUGAUGUUGCUAAGGCACAGAACCUUAUCAGCUCAAAAGAUCUGGUAGUAGACAAAAGCAUUGAAUCAGCAUACAUCCAGGCAAUAAGAUCUGCUCAACAUUUCAUAUAUAUUGAGAAUCAGUAUUUUCUUGGGUCAUCAUAUGCUUGGCCGUCUUACAAAGAUGCAGGAGCUGAUCAUCUGGUACCCAUGGAGUUGGCAUUGAAAAUUGCAAGUAAAAUUAGAGCCAGAGAACGGUUUUGUGUAUACGUUGUUUUGCCCAUGUGGCCCGAGGGGGAUCCCAAAUCAGUUACUGGGCAAGAAAUUCUAUACUGGCAGAGCCAGACAAUGCAGAUGAUGUAUCAAGUUAUUGCAAGGGAGCUCAAGUCAAUGCAGCUUGUAGACUCACAUCCAUUAGAUUAUUUAAAUUUUUACUGCCUUGGAAAUCGUGAAGCAAAUGGUCAAUUUGCUAAUGAUGCUGAUAAGGUCUCGGAUUCAUAUAAAUUUCAACGUUUCAUGAUAUACGUGCAUGCCAAAGGAAUGAUAGUGGAUGAUGAAUAUGUUAUACUGGGUUCUGCCAACAUAAAUCAACGAUCUUUAGCCGGAUCGAAAGACACCGAGAUAGCUAUGGGUGCCUAUCAACCACAUCACUCUUGGGCAAAGAAACAACAGCAUCCACGAGGACAGGUCUAUGGAUAUAGAAUGUCUCUGUGGGCAGAGCACCUUGGAAUGUUAGAAGAUAGUUUCCAAGAACCAGAAGCAUUUGAAUGUGUAAAAAGGGUGAAUGAGGUUGCUGAAGAUAACUGGAAGAGAUAUACAGCUGAAAUUUUUACUGAAUUGCAAGGACAUCUUCUGAAGUAUCCCAUACAAGUGGAUGCUGAUGGCAAAGUUUGUCCAUUACCUGAUUAUGAAUGUUUCCCAGAUGUUGGUGGUAAAAUAUUAGGAAAUCCUUCCCCUACUAUCCCAGAUGUGUUGACCACCUGAUUCUUUAGGUAAGUUCAUAGUCUCUUUGAGAAAGUACGAUUAAAUUGGAAUGAUAUAAAGAAGAUUAGCAUACGCCCCCAAUGCAAGGAUAACGAGCAUUAAUUCAAGAAUUGUCAUGCUUCGAGUCUCUGGCAACGUAAAGAUGGUGCAUGUAUAGCUGUGGUAUAUUGUAUUCUCAUUCAUAUCUUUUAUGUUGUACAUCAACAUGUAGAUUUAGGAGUAUUUGAUGCAUGUAAACCGUUCCGGGAUUAUUACUUAUUAAAAAGAAUGGAUAUCUGAUUGGUACUGGUUUUUUAACUUA